Molecule: messenger RNA, 1043 nt
Organism: Moneuplotes crassus
Lineage: Eukaryota; Ciliophora; Spirotrichea; Euplotida; Euplotidae
Source: the annotation of a GenBank genome assembly
AUAAAUGGCAAAACUUGUUAUUGAGCCUAAGACUGCAAGACUUUACAGAGAUACUGAGAUGUUUGGAAAAAUGGACCCAUUCAUCAAGUUCAAAUGUGGCAGUCAAAAGAAGAAGACCAAAACACAUAACUCUGGAGGUAAGAAUCCAAGAUGGAAUGAUGUUAUUACGAUGGGAUGCUUUGGAUGCAAGAGUCUGACCAUAACUGUGUAUGAUGAAGAUACAUUUAGUAAUGAUAAAGUAGGAACCUAUACUUUACCAAUAUCUGAAAUCCAAGCUCAAGGAAUAUAUAAAGACUGGAUCAAGCUCAUGUAUAAAGGAAAAGUAGCAGGAGAACUUUAUCUUGAAAUUACUUAUAUGGAUAAAACCCCAGGAGGUAGUUCAGUGGGAGGAGCUCCAGCAAUGUAUGCUCCAUUUCCAGGAAGUGCUGGAAUGUAUGCACCCCCUCCUGGAGGUGCAGGAAUGUAUGCUCCACCUCCUGGAAGUGCUGGAAUGUAUGCUCCUUCUCCUGCACCUGCAACAGCCCCAACUUAUCAUGCUCCUCCUGGGGCUCCAACAUAUUAUCCACCUCCAAGUGCCGGGUCAAUAGCUCCUCCAGCUACAGCUCCUACCCCACCCUCAUUCUCUACUGCACCUCCAGCCUUCCCAGCAGCUCCAGGAUACUCAGCAGGAUAUCCAGGAGGAUAUUCUCCUGCACCUUCUACGGCUCCAGCUUCUGGACACCUCCCACCUUCCCACGUCUCUGGUUACGCUUCAUCACCAAGUGCUCCUAUUCAAACAAUGCCCUCAAGUGAAGCACCUGCAGAGUCAAAUUACUCCUACAGUGCUUUACCAACAACUGGCCCGCACUCUAGUGCUCCAAUUCCUGCAGAGCCAAUGACCCAGGCACCCCCAGCCACAGGAUAUCCAAGCAUAACCCCCACUGUAUACACAGCCGCACCUACUCCUGCGCCAGCACCUACAUUCCACAGUCCUCAUUAUCCAAGCCAGUAAAUACCCAGCCUAGAUCACAAGAGACUCUCCUCAGCCAAGCAGGUUGGCUGAC